Messenger RNA from Symbiodinium sp. CCMP2456, 1050 nucleotides. The record is from the annotation of a GenBank genome assembly. Lineage: Eukaryota; Dinophyceae; Suessiales; Symbiodiniaceae.
AUGUCGGAGGCUGUUGGACGCAGCGUGGAUCAAGCACAAUUUGAUAUGGCCUGGCGGUCUCAGCCUCUGGGCCUCUUCGAGUCUGAAGUCCCUGGGGUUCGGCAGAGGCUUCCCUCCGCACGGUUCCUCUGUGGCCCAGAGGACAGAGGCCGCUGUUGCAAAGCCACGUCCUUCAUCUCCUCCAGCGGGGCUCUCCGUCUGGGAGAAGAAGGCCAUGCACACCGACCAGGUGCCGGCGCCCACGUGCGUGGGGCAUCAUUCAAGGACAAAUCACUGGCGGCGGUCGUGCAGGAGAAAGACAAAGAGGCUGAAGAGGAAGAGCUCGAAGAGGAGGCCGCUGCGAAGCAGGCUCCCGACCCCGAUAAGGUCAAUCCGGAGUGUACCCAAGCCAGGAAGACCGGGCGCCCUCGAUGCUGUCUGUGCAUCAACGGCGAGGCAAUCUGGUCGCAGGAUGGCAGCUGCAAGCACUGCGUCGACAGCGGCAAGGGCAUCCGAGACUGCUCUGAGGUGGACGAAGGCUGCCGCCCGGGCUCAAUAAGUUGGCCCCUGAAAUACAAGGAGCAGGAGGUCGAGGGGCACGGUCAAGGCGGACAGGGAGAGGGAGAAGGAGAUGCUACACAAGCAGAAACUGGUACACAAGCAGAAGCUGGUUCACAAGCAGGGCUACAUGGUGGCCCCAAUGGUGGCCAAGGAGGGCUACAUGGUGGCGAAGGUGGGCUACAUGGUGGCGAAGGUGGGGUACAUGGUGGCGAAGGAGGGGUACAUGGUCGCGAAGGAGCACAGAAAGAAAAGGAGUGGAAUGAAGAGGAUGACAAUCGUGGUGCAAUCUGUGCCGAGUCUUGUGCAGAGCGGUUCGUCACCAACAUCACAGGGGAGAUGAACAUCCCCCGCGCGAGGACGCCGCAUGAAGCAAAGAUGCUGACCAAGCAAGCCGAGCAAGAAGCUGCGCAACAGGCGGAAGCGAAGGAAGAAAUCGCUAAAGAGCAAGAAGAGAUCUCGAAAGAAAUGGAGAAGCAUGGCGACGAAAUCGCUGCAGAGACUCCAGCCUAG